CACCUGAACGAGAGCAUCAUCCAUCUCUUCUCACGAUUUCUCUCUGCCGCCCCUCCGCUGGAGAGAAAGAGGCAGAUUAUGCCUGCUGAAUACAUGAUGAAGUCAGUCAUUAGGCUGAGCCUCACUCAGGGGCUGGCGGUGACUGUGGAUGUGUGUGCGCUGCUGCUCAAAGGCAGUCCAUCAUCCACACGCCUCCUUUACCCUCCUUAUCCCUCCGUGUCCUCGGUACAGGGGGAGCCGCGCUGCCGCAGCAGGAGAGAAUGCCAGGGAGAGAAGGAGGAAAACCUGCCAUCCCCUUUUCUCGCUGUCACUGCUCUGCCUGAGGAGGAGAGAGUAUAUCCAUUCCCACAUCCUCAUGGUUUCUGUCGCUGCGCGUUUUUUUUUCACGUUUGGGAUAAACGUGCGAGCCAGCAGUCCAGGAGCGCUCUCUCUCUGCACAACCUCCUAGAGAAGCGAAGAUGCUGAACAACCUGACCGACAGCGAGGAAGGCGAUGGGGGACCCAACAGCCUGGGCGAUGUCACCCCCAAGGAAAGCAGCCCUUUCAUUGGCACUGGUGACACUGAGAAGGCCCAGCAGUAUGACAGCAAGAACAUGGCCCUGUUUGAGGAGGAAAUGGACACAAGCCCCAUGGUUUCCUCCCUUCUCAGCAGCUUGGCCAACUACUCCAACCUUCCUCAGGGCAGCAAGGAGCAUGAGGAGGCCGAGAACAACGAGGAGGCUGUCAAGAAGCCCAUCAAGGCUCCCCAGAUGGGCACCUUGAUGGGUGUCUACCUCCCCUGCCUGCAGAACAUUUUUGGGGUAAUUCUGUUCCUGAGGAUGACCUGGGUAGUGGGCAUCGGAGGGGUGUUGGGUUCCUUCAUCAUCGUUUUUAUGUGCUGCUCUACAACGAUGCUGACUGCUAUUUCCAUGAGUGCUAUUGCCACCAACGGAGUUGUGCCAGCUGGUGGCUCCUACUACAUGAUCUCUCGUUCGCUGGGGCCUGAGUUUGGGGGGGCCGUUGGCAUUUGUUUUUACCUGGGUACCACAUUUGCUGGGGCCAUGUACAUCCUGGGCUGCAUUGAGAUCCUGUUGAUUUACAUUGUGCCUCAGGCGGCUAUUUUUCAAAUCGAGGGCCUCGAGGGGCCCGAGGCGGAGGCAGCUCUGCUUAACAACAUGCGCGUCUACGGCACCUGUGUCCUGAGCUUCAUGGCCCUGGUGGUUUUCGUCGGUGUCAAAUACGUUAACAAGCUGGCUCUCGUUUUCCUGGCCUGUGUGAUUCUCUCAAUCUUCGCUGUCUAUUCUGGAGUCAUCAAGACAGCUAUUGAUCCGCCAGAUUUCCCAAUCUGCCUUUUGGGGAACCGUGCUCUGAUUAGAAAGGGCUUCGAUGUGUGUGCUAAAUUUAUUGAGAAAGAGAACGGCACAGUCACAACCAGACUUUGGAGGAUCUUCUGCGACUCUGAGUUCCUCAAUGCUACCUGUGAUGAUUAUUUCACUAACAACAAUGUGACGGAGAUUCAGGGCAUUCCAGGGAUAACCAGCGGCAUCUUGGCAGAGAACCUAUUUGGUAACUACAUGGACAAAGGUAUGAUCCUAGAGAAGAAAGGCAUCCCAUCUCUGACAAUCCCAGACGCUCCUUUGACCAACACCAACCGCUAUGUCUUGUCUGAUAUUACCAGCUUCUUCACUCUGUUAGUUGGGAUCUACUUUCCAUCAGUCACAGGGAUCAUGGCUGGUUCCAACCGCUCAGGAGAUCUGCGAGAUGCUCAGAAGUCCAUCCCAAUUGGCACCAUCAUGGCCAUUGCCACCACGUCCACUGUCUAUAUGUCCUGUGUGGUACUGUUUGGUGCCUGCAUCGAAGGAGUGGUACUGAGGGAUAAAUUUGGUGAAGCAGUUAAUGGCAAUCUGGUGAUUGGAACACUGGCUUGGCCAUCGCCAUGGGUGAUUGUGAUUGGCUCCUUCUUCUCAACCUGUGGGGCAGGUUUACAGAGUUUGACUGGGGCUCCCCGCCUCCUACAGGCCAUUGCACGUGAUGGUAUUGUUCCCUUCCUCCGGGUCUUCGGUCACGGCAAAGCGAACGGAGAGCCCACCUGGGCCUUGCUCCUCACUGCCUGCAUCUGUGAAAUUGGGAUCAUCAUCGCCUCCCUAGAUGCAGUUGCACCUAUCCUGUCAAUGUUCUUUCUGAUGUGCUACAUGUUCGUUAACCUGGCCUGUGCCCUGCAAACUCUGCUCUGUACCCCAAACUGGAGGCCACGCUUCAAGUACUACCACUGGGCGCUGUCCUUCCUGGGUAUGAGCUUAUGUCUGUCACUCAUGUUCAUUUGCUCCUGGUACUACGCCAUUGUUGCCAUGGUGAUUGCUGGCUGCAUUUACAAAUACAUCGAGUUCCGUGGAGCAGAGAAAGAGUGGGGAGAUGGAAUCCGCGGGCUGUCCCUCAGCGCGGCUCGCUUCGCGCUCAUGAGGCUGGAGGAGGGCCCACCCCAUACCAAGAACUGGCGGCCUCAGCUGCUGGUUCUGGUCAAUGUGGAUGAGGAGCAGAACAUGGAGCAACCGCGGAUGCUAUCCCUGACCAGCCAGCUUAAGGCAGGCAAGGGCCUAACCAUUGUAGGCACUGCACUUGAGGGAACAUUCCUCAACAACUACCCCCAGGCACAGCGGGCAGAGCAGUCUUUGCGGAAGAUGAUGGAGAUGGAGAGGGUUAAGGGCUUCUGCAAGGCAGUCACCUCCUCCAACAUCCGUGAUGCCACAUCCCAGAUAAUCCAAGCAGUCGGACUGGGAGGCCUGCGACACAAUACUGUGCUGGUGAACUGGCCUCAGAACUGGAAACAGUCUGAGAACCACCAGCCCUGGAGAAACUUUAUUGAGCUGGUGAGGGAGACCACUGCAGCCCAUCUCGCUCUUCUGGUGCCAAAAAACAUCUGUGCUUUCCCGUCUAAUGGGGAACGCUUCACUGAGGGAUUCAUCGACGUCUGGUGGAUCGUCCAUGAUGGGGGCAUGCUCAUGUUGUUGCCCUUUCUCCUACGCCAGCACAAGGUCUGGAAAAAGUGCAAGAUGCGCAUUUUUACUGUGGCCCAAAUGGAUGACAACAGCAUUCAGAUGAGGAAUGAUCUCAUUACCUUCCUAUAUCAUCUCCGUAUUGAUGCUGCAGUGGAAGUGGUGGAGAUGCAAGACAGUGAUAUAUCAGCCUACACAUAUGAGAAGACUCUUGUGAUGGAACAGCGGUCGCAGAUCCUCAAAGAGAUGCAUCUGACGAAAACUGAACGUGAAAGAGAAAUCCAGAGCAUCACGGAUGUUUCUCGGGGAUCCAUCCGUCGUAAGAACCCUGCCGGUGUAGGUACCCAGCCAGGCGGGAAGGAGGAGAAGCCCAUGGCCAGCAAUGAAAAACCAGAAGAGGAGAUGCAUCUUAUUGACAACAAGAAUUCCACACUGACCCCAACCAGCCCAGUGUCCCCUGCUGAGGGCCCCAAAGCCUCAGGGGACAUGACAUGGACAGAGAAAUGUGAUGGACUCAAGGACCAACCACCAGCAAACGUCUCGGCGGGAAUCAAGGACAUCUUCAACAUGAAGCCAGAAUGGGAGAAUCUGAACCAGUUCAACGUGAGACGUAUGCACACUGCACUCAAACUGAAUGAAGUCAUUGUGAAUAAGUCCAAAGAAGCAAAGCUUGUUCUGCUUAAUAUGCCUGGUCCACCUAAGAACCGUACAGGUGAGGAGAAUUACAUGGAGUUCCUCGAGGUCCUGACUGAAGGCUUAAAUCGAGUCCUCCUUGUGCGUGGUGGUGGACGCGAGGUCAUCACCAUUUACUCCUGAGUCAUGUGACUCACCACUGCCCCUAGCUUUCGCAGAGAUGGGGCUUGAGUUCUAAUGGACACUAUCCAUACCAUAGCAAUAGUCCUCUUACCUCUACCCUCAUACGCCAAAUGACUUUGCACUAAAUAUCUACCCCUUAUACGCACCAUUACAUUAAGGAAAAACAUCUUGUCCGAAUUAAUUUUUGUUUUCAGCGUAUGUGAAGAUCUGGCUGUUAAACUGCUGUUUGGUGUCGCUCACUUAGUUUACUUACAUGCUCAUGUUUACCCAGCAUUUGUCUGUCUUACCACUGCAAUCUCGUCUAACACAAGUAAUGUUUCCUUCUUUAAGAAACUAUCUAGCUAUUCUUGGUUUUUACUAUUACUAUUGCUAAAGGCGAGAAUACAGAAGGAUAGCACCAGGCAGAGCUAUAGGGUUAUUAAAAGGCAAUGUGUUCUUGGCUGCACUGAAUUGAUUUUUGGGGUGAGAAUAGGUUUUGUUGGCUGAUCUGUGAAUACAGUGGCUACUAGUUAAUUGUGGGUAACAGCUGCAGUGGAGAUGCAGCUGGAGUGGAUGGUUUCACAACUAGAGAUAUUUGAAACAAGGUUUUGAAAAACUCUGCCUGAAGAAAGGCCUUUUGGCUGUCCAUAAUAAUCCAGCCUGUGAGUUCAGUGUGUAGCAUCUCUCCACAUCCUGUGGCGGUUUGUUCCUCCAAGUGCCAAACAGACCAGUGCAGACAUGGUGCCCAGCAAAGGGUGCUGUUGGUCUGAAUUCUUACUGUGCCCCUGCAGGAAUGAAAAGGUAGUUUGUUGUGGCAUUUUUGUGGGUUGCAUCCACACCCUUUGCCCCGCUGACUAUGCAGGGUGUUGGAUAAAUAAGGAGAUUUCAGAUAUCUUCCUGCAUGGUUAAUUUGUCCGAAUUCAAGUGUCACUGCAGGUUGGAGACUAGUAGGUAUUUAUACAAACCUGGGGUGGAGAGAAGGCACCGAAAUAUGGAAAGGAAGUUUUCAUUUAUAUGGUACAUGAUACAUUGUGGUGUCUCCGCUAAACAUUAGCAUAGAGUAUUCUUUGCUUUCGGUAUGUUAUUUUAGAUAAUGAACACACCCAUCCUAGAGAGUCAAUUGAAACACUUCAAGCUAGAUACCUGAGCAAAGUUUGAAUUUGAGGCCAAAGUGCAGUUUGCACUUGGCCACCUUUAUGCGCCAGUGCUUUUCCCACCAUGUGUCACACAAUGUUUUUGCGAUGCUUCACCCUAGACACUCGACACUGUAUAAUCACACGCUCUUUUGCAAUACUGACAAUGACAAUGAUGUACAAUAAUACUGCUUUCUAAAUUGUUAGAUAUACUUUAAUAUAUAUAUAACAUAUAUUAAUAAUGAAUGUAUCUUACAUUUACCCUAUUUUUCUUUUCUUUGAGUUUUCCUACUUCCUCAGCUACAGAACAAAUAUUCACCACCUGCCAAAUGCAGGUCCCCUGUGCCAUAUGAAAACAAAAUAUAUCUUUUAUAUAUAGCUGCAUUUUUUGAUAUGGGACAGACCAUUUCAAGUGGACAUGCAGCUCAAAAGGGCUUAGCGCUGAAACAUUAAGCAUUGUUGUUGUUUCAAACUAAACCCAAUUUCCCUGCAAUAUAUUGACAAAAUGAUCAAAAGUAUCAUUUAAAGAUUAUAUGUUUUUUCAACAGAACAGUAGCCAAUUCAAUAAGAAGUGCCCUACAGUCAAUUCCAAACAUAACCCAUUUAUAGCAGGAUGUAUGGAAUUAACCUAAAAUAUUUUCAUAUUCAUUUUCAUGCUGUAUUUGUGAAAGAAAUGUGCAAUAAGUGUGCUAUGGACUUGCUGUGUUAUUUAUUUUUAUAUACAAAUAUUUUAUAUACAGUACAUAGAUUUCAUAUCUAUAAGAGUAUUAUAAAGAUGUAUGUUACUGAAAAGUUACUGAAAGUUUUCUCUUGGAAAACAUUCUGUCAUUUUAGUUGCUUGUAGUAGAAGUAGCAGUAGGAAUGACCUAGAAGUAUGAAUUAAGAACACAAAUGAUUUAUCAAUACAUAUUUCAAUACAUAUUUCUGUGUAUCUAUACAAAUUUUGUGAAAAAGACAAAUUUGAAAUGCUGCUAUUUAUUAAUAUUAACUUUAUAAAAUAUAAACUGUACACAAAUAUCAGUAAAUACACAAACUAACCAGGAGAAUACACUGCUAAAACAAUGCAUAUCAAUGUCUAUGACCAUAGGGAAUUGUCACUUUCAGGGUUCUUACAGGCCAGGGUAAUGCUAGUCUAUGGUUUGCUGUUGGUUGGCUUUUGUUAUUGAAGCAGAUCUUGUCUUUAUAAAGAGGUUUAGCAUUUAUUUAAAUUGUUUUGGAGCAGUGAAGUUUCCUGCCUGGUUGUAACAACAGAAUAAAUGGAGUUUUGCCAAGUUCAAGAGAUUUUAUGAGACUUAUCUGCAUUUCAAAUAUUUUUGGGAACUUAGUGAUAAACAACAUUCAAGGACAAAUACUGUAAUCGCAGAUAUUAAUUUUAAAAUAGCCUUUUUGAAUCUUUAAAUUGCUUUCUAAUAUGUAUUGAAUAUGCUGCAUUCUAUUAUGCUAUUAUAUCUGCAUGCUGUCAUGUGUCCUCCGUGUGUCUACAUGUGCUGAUGUGUUGCAUGCAUUUGUACAUGUACUUUUAUGAUAAAUAUAUCGACUGGCACUCACACAUUUUCAUGAGCAUGUUUCUACAUAUGUUCACGUUUUGCUGCACGUGCAUCAAGAUGCAUUCAUGUCUUGUAUUGCACUCAAGCACUUAAGUAUAUGCAAUCUCUGCUUUGGCAGUCAACAGGGUAAAUUAUCAUUAAUAUAAUCAGUCGAUUGGCCAGAGCACACUUAGUUCAUAUUGUUCACCUUUCAACAAAAAAAGUUUGUGUUGUGUUUCUUGGGAAUCUGAUGCAUGCUGGGAGAGUUUUUACUGCAUUAUGUGUGAUUAUAUGAGCGAACCACAUUUUAGUUUAUCGUGAUUUUGGCUUACAGUCCGGGCCGGCUCAACCUUUUCAGAGGCCCUAGUCAAAGAUUUAUGUGGGAGCCCCCCCCCCCCCGCCCCCAACAAAAAAAAAAUUAUCAUAAUUUCACAGAGCAGGUAAAUCGAGGACCUAGGCACCUGCCUGAUAUGCCUAUGGCUAGAGCCGGCCCUUAUUACAGUGUAAACAUUGCAGAAAUGCAUCACAUCUACGCAGCCUGUAAAUGGAGCUUUGCUGGGUGCUGUCCUCUUCUCCCAAGCUUCAGACAACCUUGAAACAUGCUUGUUUAUAACAAAGACGUAUUGUGAUUAAUAUUAUUUUACUUUUCAUAAAUCUUAGGACGGGUGUAAUUCACUGGUUUUUUAUGAUUGUUCGGAAUUCAACUUGCUGUGACAAUCAUUUGCACAGAGCAUCCUCUAGAUCCCUGAUAGCUAGAUACCGUUGAUGAUUUUACAACUGGAUGCCAUGGAAAGAGAAGCAACAAUUUCAUAUGAGGAAUUGUAGCCCACACACAGCAAAAUCAAUUAAGCAAGUCGGAAAUCUGAUCCAAACCUGUAGGCCAAACACAGACAAAACAGGGCAUAUUACCAAGUCAUUAACAGCACUGUUCCAUCAACUGUGGCAUACGUGGUUUGUUAUUGAACUGCUAUGACAAAGUCAGAAACAUGUAUCUUUGACACACUGCUCAUAUUGAUUUUACACAUUGGACUCUCAACAGAUUGUAUCUACCAUUGCAUUUUAAACAAAAUGCUAUCUCAUGAUGAAGUGCAUAGUAAAAUGCUUUGGUCAAUGGUAAAUACUGCUCUGCCAAUUAUAAUUUUAAUAACAACUGACUGAAUUUGACCAUGGAGUCUGUUUAAAGCAUACAUAAACUUCUUAUGGAAUUAUUAUGGACAUUAUGACAUUUAAGUUUUUUUUUUUUUAAAUGAGCGGCCACCCAUCAGACCCUGACUAUGGAGAAAUACAGAUAAACAUGUAAAUAUACAGUAUUACUAGUCACUGAACUUUUUGUAUGCAAGUCGGAAGCAGGUAAGCAUACUGAUGAAAGGUGAGGCAUGCUUGUGAAUCACUGUGAACCAGUUUGUCAGGCAGAACCAUUUUCUUUACUGGUGCAGUGUUCUGUUAUAGCAUUUGUGUUGAGAUGCCUAGUAGAUCACUGGGUAAUUUUAUAGAACUUGUUUGACUUGGAAACUCAAAAAUGAGUAUGUUUUAUAUACAAAAGUUAAAAUAGGGUCCAUCCAUCCUUCCUUUUUCUAUAGCUGUUUGUUCUAUGCAGGGUCAAUGGUCUAGAACCUAUUCUGGAAGUUACAGGCAAAAGACAUUGUACAAGAUUUGACGUUUUUAAAUAGCAGUGUAAUUAUGUCUUUAUGCAUCUACAUAUUCAGUGUAUUAGUAGGUUGACAGAAAGAACCGUACAGAAUUGUUGGAUCAUCUGUAUAUAUUGAAUCUCCAAAUGCUACAGGAAACCCCUAGUUAUUUGUGGGAUUUGGCAUACCUUUCAGCGUACAAUACAUCAUGCUCAUGAAUUGGAACAACAGUCAACAUGUCUCAAGCAAAGCAUGUCUUACCUACAUUGCCCUGCUUGUACAGCCAAUCCAUCACAGACAACAAAGCCAUCACUAUGUUACCCUAGCAUGUCUCUCAGUGUGGUUUCUUUUUUAGUUCUUGCACGGCCCUGUUGUGAUCUGAUUGACUACUGGGUUGCAGUUCUAGCAUGUGUGUGUUCUCUUAUGUACUAUGCUUGUAUUUAUAGCAUGACCCUGCUGUGAUUUGUUAGCUGCUGUGAUUGAACAUGGCAUUGGUGUGAUUUCUACGCUAAUAUGGUGGCGUUUAUAGUGUUGCCCUGGUGUGGUUUGUUGGCUGCUAUGGUUGCAUUUACAGUAUGGCACUGGUGUGAUUUGUUUGCCCUUACUGCAGUCCCAGGAUGCUCCAGUUAUUCAUUGUUUUCCUGCACCCUUGUAAGUAGCAGUUAUAUUAAACUAAUAGUUUAAUGUAAUGAAUUUCAUUUGAUUUGUUCUUGUAUUUUUCAAUGAUAUGUAAUACUUACGAUUACUGUAGCCACAGGUUAACGGGUGAUUCAUGGGGUAAAAAUUAUGCAGAGAAAGAACUUUUAAGCAUUAUGUGAAUUUAUUGCUGAGCAUGAACUACAGAUUUAAUCCAGCCACCUGCAAAUAAAACUGUGUUUUUACCAAAGAGAAACCGUGGUAAAAAAAAAAAAAUGGUCGAUAUAUUUUAUUUUGGCAAAGUCGAAUAUGUAGCACAAGUCUCAGGAGGAGGGUUAGAAAUGGUAACAUUUAAAGGGGUUAAAGCGAUGUAUCGAUAUAUUUCCAUCUUAUAAAUCAUCAAUUUCCUAAACCACACAUCUAUAAGAGAAUGGAAGCAGGUUAAAAUGUCAAUAUUGUAAAUGGUGUAAUUUUUUGUGUUUCACCUUAUUUUAAAGAAGUAUUUGAAUCAUCCCUUUUAUUUGUGAUAAACGAAAUAUAAACAAAUCAGUUUCUCUGUUGACUGAGGUACACACAUGAGCCUACCAAACCAAACAGACUUACGUACAUCAGCAGACAACAGCAAACUCCUUGAUGGGUCAAAUGAAUAAGGGAGUCUUGUUUUUUAACAAAAUUAAAAUUUUUGGCUUGGAUUCCAGUACGUAAGACAUUGUAUCAUUUAGGACAACUGAAUCAGAUGAUCUGAAUUAUACUGAUAUGUCAACCUAGGGCCCAUUACCAACAUGGUUGUUACAGCUUUGUAUCAAGUUUGGCAGCAAACUUUUCUAGAGAAUUCUUGUCAUUAUUGUGUUACAUCAUAAAAGCUAAUGAUAAUACUCCUAAAAAAUUAUAAUUCGUUUAAAGUUAAGGAAAAAUUUUUUACACUUUCGUGACAUUGUUUCAAAGACUUAAAUGGUUUUAAAUUACUUGGCUUUAGAUAUUUCACUUAGAACAUAAAUUACUCAUAUUCAAAUGUAUUAAAAAGAAAUUAUUUAAAAGAAUAGCUGUACAAGCUUUAGACAUAAUUACACAAAUGCAUUGCUUCUUUAUCCUCCCAUUCCAUCGCACAGUGCAUUUCUGUUUUGUGUUUUUCUUUUGUGCAUUCCAAUUACCUCUUAAUGUCACUAGUCAUUAUAAAAAAUAUUCAUGUACAGUAUUCAUGUGUAUGCAGCUAAAAGGAAUUUUUCAUGUACAUCAGAACAUGAAGACCCAGUUGUUGAGUGAACUUAAAUGGCUCACCAAUAUACAUAUGCGGAAAUAUAAUUAUGUAGUUAGUUUUCAGCCUUUCUGAAUAUCCAUCUAUAUAUAUACAAAUAGCUUCUCUUUCAUUUACAUGGGCGGAUCUUGCUUCUGCAUACCAUUUCUGAUCAUUAAGAUUACUUAAUAUUUGCAUGUAGUCAUGUGUCUGUUAUCAUACAAGGAAGCUUAUUUUAUUGCACAAUGUUUAUCAUUUGCGAGUAUCAGCUAUUAGAUUACUAAUGCUAAUUGCUCAUUUACACACACGUUAGUAGACUUUUGGUUCUUGUCAAUUCAAAACAAAAGUGCUUAAACAAACAUAAACAUAGACAUAUAUGUAAAUAAUUAUAAAUACACAAAUAUAAAAUUAUAGUAAUAUAAUAUAAUAUUUACUUUUAAUGUACUCUAAAAAGUAUAGUUUCAUAGGACAUUUUGUAGAAUAGAUGUAGAAAUAUAAUUAUAAUCAUACAUGUGAGUGAAUAUUAUACAUGUGAGUGAUUUAUGUUGAUAGUAUUAUGCUCUUAAGUUCAGUCUUGUUUUCAGGUAGAUAGAGUAUGUUCUGGUGUUUCAGAUUAGGUACACAUGCAAUGAUGUGUGUGUGUGUGUGUGUGUGUGUGUGUGUGUGUGUGUGUGUGUGUGAGUGUCCAUACACAAGGGGAAUAAAACAGGUGCAGGGGAAGGAAUGGAAUUAUUAAUAUAUGAAUACAUUUCAAACUGAAUUGUUUUGUGUCGGUGAUGUCCAGUAUGUUAAAAAUAUAAUCGUGUAUUCUUCUGUGUUUCAUGAUAAUAUACUAUCAACAGGAAAAGUCAAAUGGUUUGUCUUUAUAUGAGAUGCUUAUGCAGUACAUCAAUAUCUUAUGGCUAAUCCCUAUUGUUUUAAUGGUUUGUCUUCAC
This is a messenger RNA of Brienomyrus brachyistius, 10859 nucleotides long. Its product is annotated as solute carrier family 12 member 5-like. The record is from RefSeq and is a predicted model, not a curated record. Gene Ontology annotation, biological process: potassium ion import across plasma membrane; chloride ion homeostasis; potassium ion homeostasis. NCBI's taxonomy places the organism in Eukaryota, Metazoa, Chordata, Actinopteri, Osteoglossiformes, Mormyridae. The coding region runs from base 459 to 3788 and encodes 1109 amino acids. Gene Ontology annotation, molecular function: potassium:chloride symporter activity. The transcript is spliced from 26 exons. Gene Ontology annotation, cellular component: membrane.